Closterium sp. Yama58-4 is the source of this 372-nucleotide messenger RNA. The record is from the annotation of a GenBank genome assembly. NCBI's taxonomy places the organism in Eukaryota, Viridiplantae, Streptophyta, Zygnematophyceae, Desmidiales, Closteriaceae.
AUGCUCCACCUCCUGAUUUAUCCCCCAUGUCUCCCUCGCAUGCCGUGUCUCAUACCUAUUCCAUGUCUCACUCCCAUCCUGUCACCAUACCCCCCCACGCCCCUCCAUCUCCCAUGGCCCGCGUGUCCCCGUCUCAGCCAACUCUCUGACAACCAGCUGUCUGGUGUCAUUCCCCCCGCCAUAGGCGCCCUCUCAUCCCUCCAAUACCUCUAUGUCUCCAACAACCAGCUAUCUGGUGCCAUCCCCCCUGCCAUUGGCGCCCUCACGGCCCUCCAAUCCCUUGACUUGCAGUACAAUGCGCUGGGCGAUUCCAUUCCGGAUUUCAUCUCGCACAUGACCGCUCUGAGAGGCCUGUGUGUGCCAUUCCAUUAG